Pseudovirgaria hyperparasitica is the source of this 807-nucleotide messenger RNA. RefSeq lists its product as uncharacterized. Bases 112 to 681 code for a protein of 189 amino acids. Gene Ontology annotation, molecular function: protein binding. NCBI's taxonomy places the organism in Eukaryota, Fungi, Ascomycota, Dothideomycetes, Acrospermales, Acrospermaceae. The transcript is spliced from 2 exons. The record is from RefSeq and is a predicted model, not a curated record.
CCCACAUCUCCACCCGUCAGUUAUGAAUCGCAACAACAUCCCGACAUCAAUGCUACAACACUAAGCAAAUGCCAGCAACCAGCCUCGAUACGAUCUAAGUGCCUAAUCACUAUGGCCCUCUCUCCAUCAUACCUUCGACUGCCUUGCGAACUCCACCUCCUAAUUGCAGACGCCCUCCCCCUUACAUCCCGCUGCCUCCUACGUAAAACAUGCAGACACAUGCGCUCCGUAAUCCCGGAUCCAAUCCUCAGUACCCGCUUGAAUAUCCUCCCUCUCAUAUACACCGGACCCUUCCUACAGCCCACACAGUUUGCCCUAGAGCACAAUAUCCUAGCAUGCACGUCCUGCGAGCGCAUUCGCGGUCUGGAUCGCUUUCCCUGCUCCGUGAAAUUGGGCAAGGAGUUUCCACGUACGGGAGAGGGAAAGAUUGAUGGGGCUGUGCUGGAUAAGUGUUGGACGAGCAAGAAGUGUGUGGAUUGUAUGGUUGUUUCGGAGAAGGUGUCUCGGAAUAUGAGGGGAAGAUGGGUGUGGUUGGGGUUGGAAAAGCAUGUGUUUUGUCAUGAGUGUGGAGAGUUGGGGAUUCUUGAUCCUGGGGAGGGUGUGGAGACUUGGGGGUUCUGUGGGCAGAGGGAUUUGAGGUGUUGGGAGUGUUCGAGUCGUGGACCAGACAUGGCAGAGUGAAAUUUUUGUCGGGGCAGGGUGGAUCUGUUGAACUGGCAUUGGUACGGUAAAGGAGUGAAAUUUAUGCUAGUUGGACGAUCAGUGAGUAUGAUCUGGCUGUUGUCUCGAUCGUAAGCUCUCGUUCGC